Engraulis encrasicolus (European anchovy) is the source of this 1246-nucleotide messenger RNA. It is a transcript of the gene fbxo36b, whose product is annotated as F-box protein 36b. The transcript is spliced from 4 exons. Gene Ontology annotation, molecular function: protein binding. NCBI's taxonomy places the organism in Eukaryota, Metazoa, Chordata, Actinopteri, Clupeiformes, Engraulidae. Bases 35 to 667 code for a protein of 210 amino acids. The record is from RefSeq and is a predicted model, not a curated record. Gene Ontology annotation, cellular component: SCF ubiquitin ligase complex. Gene Ontology annotation, biological process: SCF-dependent proteasomal ubiquitin-dependent protein catabolic process.
CGUUGUCAUAGUAACGUUGUCGAGAAGUCUUGAAAUGGCCAGUCUUCUUGGCAAAACUUUAUUUGAAAUCAAUGGGCAAGGGCCUGCUCCUAUGAAAGACUACUUUAUUCUUCAAAUAACAAAAUCUGAGGUAAUUUGGAGAUGGUGGAAGAUUUCUUUGAGAUGCGAAAGCACUAAACCAGGACAACUGAGGGAAUCACACACAGAUUAUCUGGAGGACAGCUUUUUACAGAGUCAGGUGAGAGUGGUAUUUGGACCUCGGAUCUUACAACAUACUAUCGGACUAUGUGAGGGACGUUUUGAUUACCUGGUACGUCUUCCUACACGACUCCUGCUUCGGAUCAUGGCCUAUCUCGAUUUAGAGGACAUUGCACGGCUGGGACAAACUUGCCGCAAUUUCAGAAAGCUGUGCGACUCAGACGAAUUUUGGAAGGAUACUUUGAGGACUCACUGCAACGCCGUGCCCGAUGAGGUUGAAGCAUUGGCCAACGACCUAGGAUGGAAAACUGUUUUCUUCACCAGUAAACUUCAGCUACAGAAGCAAAUCAGCCGGAGGAGACAGAGGACUGAGGAACAAAAUGGCCAAGAAGACAUUAAUGAGUCCCCUAUUCCAGGUUUUAGCCACAAAACCGAAAACUACAGAGGGGACUGGGCUGUUGUGGAGUGAGAGACUAUACACUUUUUUAUUUUUUUAACCAAUGUCUUAGUUAUUCUGCAGGGUUGCAGAAGUAAGUGAAGGUGAAGUUCACAUUAUGACACUACGUAUGUCACUUAUGUUACUCUCACUCCAUGACGUUGGUUAACUGACUGGAGCUUGCCAUAUUUUCCACCUGUGAUUAGUAGCCUAUAAUAUGACACAAGCUGAUCUUUCAAUGUAAAUUCUGACUUUCUCCCAAGCACAAAUAGAAAAAAAAUCACCUGGAUUAAAACGUAAAUGUACUCUUCUAACUUUUUUGUGUAGUCAGCUUUAAUGAGGAGGCUCUUCUGUGUGACACCUACCACGUUAAAGAUACAUGAAGAUGGCCAAGUGGUGUAGCCUAUGUCCUCUUCUGUAUUGAGUGAUGAAACCAGUGUGUUUAUAGUAGUACCUGUACAUUGUUUAAGUACCGGUACUAUGUUGAACCGGAUUACAAAGCACUCUCGAUUAAAAGGUGCCAAACAUAAAAACCGUGAUGAAUGAAAGAGUGAGCCCUGAGGAAACCUCACUAGACAGAAAGCUUGGCAAAUAAAAAGAACACAAGAAGGA